GACUUUAAGUGAUAAAUCAAAAGAAGCUAAAGUAAAAAGCAAACCCAGGGCUGUUUCUUGUUUGCCAAAAUACUCUGCAGGUCUAGAAUUACUUAGCAGGUAUGAAGAUACAUGGGCUGCACUUCAUAAAAGAGCGAAGGAGUGUGCAAGUGCUGGAGAGCUGGUGGACAGUGAGGUGGUUAUGCUUUCCGCACACUGGGAGAAAAAGACAACCAGCCUGAGAGAGUUACAGGACCAACUCCAGCAGCUUCCUGGUUUAAUAGCGGACUUAGAAUCUGUGACUGCAAAUCUCACUCACUUAGAGGCAAGUUUCGAGGAGGUAGAAAACCACCUGUUGCAUCUAGAAGAUCUGUGUGGGCAGUGCGAGUUAGAAAGGCACAAGCAUAUGCAGUCCCAGCAACUGGAAAACUAUAAGAAAAACAAGAGGAAGGAACUUGAAACCUUCAAAGCUGAACUAGAUGCUGAGCACGCCCAGAAGGUCCUGGAAAUGGAGCACACUCAGCAGCUGAAACUGAAGGAGCGGCAGAAGUUCUUUGAGGAGGCGUUCCAGCAGGACAUGGAGCAGUACCUUUCCACAGGCUACCUGCAGAUCUCCGAGAGGAGAGAGCCCAUGGGCAGCAUGUCGUCCAUGGAAGUAAACGUGGACAUGUUGGAGCAGAUGGACCUGAUGGACAUCUCCGACCAGGAGGCCCUGGACGUCUUCCUGAACUCGGGUGGAGAAGACAAUGCUGCACUCUCCCCUGGGUCAGGGCCUGAAUCCAGUUCGUGUCAGCAUGAGAUCACCCUGCAGGUUCCCGCCCCCUCAACAGGCCAGGCCAGGCUGCCUUCUCUUUCCUCCCCCAGCACUGACUCGACCACCCAGGACCCCAGUGACGAUGGGGAGUCACCCGUGGUGCAGUCUGAUGAGGAGGAAGUUCAAGUGGACACUGCCCUGGCUACCUUGAUCACCGAUGGGAAGGCCACCUCGGAUGGUACCGAGGACAGUGACUCCUGA
Messenger RNA from Elephantulus edwardii (Cape elephant shrew), 994 nucleotides. RefSeq names its product dystrobrevin binding protein 1 (gene DTNBP1). Gene Ontology annotation, cellular component: plasma membrane; synaptic vesicle membrane; BLOC-1 complex. The transcript has 9 exons. The record is from RefSeq and is a predicted model, not a curated record. NCBI's taxonomy places the organism in Eukaryota, Metazoa, Chordata, Mammalia, Macroscelidea, Macroscelididae. Bases 182 to 994 code for a protein of 270 amino acids. Gene Ontology annotation, biological process: regulation of synaptic vesicle exocytosis; negative regulation of protein kinase activity; anterograde synaptic vesicle transport.